This is a messenger RNA of Engraulis encrasicolus (European anchovy), 2794 nucleotides long. RefSeq names its product transient receptor potential channel pyrexia. The record is from RefSeq and is a predicted model, not a curated record. Gene Ontology annotation, biological process: calcium ion import across plasma membrane. Gene Ontology annotation, cellular component: plasma membrane. Gene Ontology annotation, molecular function: calcium channel activity; protein binding. The transcript has 22 exons. The coding region runs from base 1 to 2592 and encodes 863 amino acids. Lineage: Eukaryota; Metazoa; Chordata; Actinopteri; Clupeiformes; Engraulidae.
AUGAUGAGACAUCGGCGUGUGAGCCCUACAGGUGUGGAGAACCCGGUUCUAGAGAUGACUGAUGGACCGUUCUAUCCGAUUGCGCCCUCUCCUCUGAGUACCCAGGUGUCGCGGGCCUCAAGUGCGGUGCGCUCGGCAGCCCAGUGGGCCACAUACACCUGCAGCCGAUGGAAACGAGCGGCACAAAAGUGCAUCAGGAAGAAGCCAAUAGGAGAGGUGAUCAAUGAGAAGUACCGCGGCCUGGCGUGGGAUGAGGACAUGGUGGACGGCCUGGAGAGCACACUGCGCCUCAAUAAGAACCUGCUGGACCACUUCAGAGUACUGGCGGCCAGCAACGAGGACACAGACGAGGUGACUAGCAACACUGGACCUAGGAACACUAAGGUGGACCUACAUUACCUUGCGGGAGUUCUGACAGAUGGGGCUGACCCCAACUCAGCUGACAAAUACGGCCAGACAGUGCUGCAUGAGAUCUCGAGGGCGUGGAACGUGGAUGUGAUGCGGUUCUUCCUGGAGAGGGGGGGUGAUGUGCUGAGGGCCGAUGCCUUUGGAGUGACCCCCCUACACGUGGCCGCAGCUCUCGACUACGAGGAGAUGUUACUCUACCUGCUGGAGAAAAGAGCGGACAUCCACGCCCGCACACAUAGAGACCAGCAGACCCCCCUGCAUUUCGCCGCUAAGAACGAUGCAGUGGGCGCGCUCAGAAUCCUGCUGAGGCACGGAGCUGACAUGACCGCCAGAGACUAUAAGCAGAGGACACCGCUGCAGCUUGCAGCCAACCUAGACCGCAGUGAGGCGGCGCGUGCAUUGAUAGAGCUGGGGGCGGAUGCGGGGGUGCAGGACUGUGACGGACAGCUCUGCAUCACCGCCAUGAUUGGCAAGAUGACCCCCGUGGCCCAUCUGGCCCUGAACCAGUUCCAUGUGACGGACAGGAUGACCCGGCAGCAGUUCUACUACCUCCACCUGCUGGAGCCAGAGCCACACUGCAAGAAGAAAACACGCUCACCUGGAACAGUCUGCAGUGAGCCAACGUCACCGCUGGAGUUUAUUGUGAGGCAGGGGAAGCUGGAUCUCGUAAUGCACCCGGUGGUCCUGAAGCUCAUCACGGUCAAGUGGGACCUUUACGGCAGGCUGGGAGCUUGGAUACUGCUGGUGCUGAACUUCCUCUUCAUCCUGGCCUGGACCACCGUGGCCAUCUCUGUGUCUGUGGUCAGGGACAAGGGCAAACCAUACGUCUUCCCAGAGGACUGGUGGCGAGUGUUGGUGGUGGUGCUGGCUCUGCUGCUGACUGGCCAGGAGGUGUUCCGGGAGGUUCGAGAGGUGCAGGUGUCCCGCAGGAAACUCAGACGAUGGCAGAGCUGGAGCAUCAAACGCAUCAACGAGGACCUAGCCUGCACACACCCCAUGUGGCCCGAGGAGCGGCAUUACCUGGAGGAGCAGAUCAGGUUCAUCAGGAAUAUGAAGGGCAGCUACGCACAGGACCUCUGGAACAUCUUUGAUUGGCUGGUAUACGUGCUGCUGAUCGCGGUCCUGGGGCUGCACAUGGCCGACAUCUUCCUGGUGUCAGGGUCCUUGCGUGCCUACAGUCUCAGGGUCUUCGCCGUGGUCGUCAUCUUCCUCUGGCUGCGGCUGAUGAAACACGUCCGAGCCUUCAGGGUGAUGGGUCCCUUCAUCGUGAUGCUGGGGAAGAUUGUGGGAGACGUACUGCGCUUCCUCUUCCUGUACGCUGAGAUAUACAUCCCCUAUGCCUGCGCUUUCUGGAUCAUAUUCGGAGGCACGGCGGCGGUGCCCAGCAUGCAGACGGUGCCCAAGCUGCUGUACAGCCUGUACCGCAUCACGCUGGUGGACGAGUACGAGUUCGACGCCAUGGUGGCCGUGGACUCCAUCAUGGCACACCUGCUGUGUGGCACCUUCCUAGCCCUGUCUGCAGUGCUGUGUGUCAACCUGAUGAUAGCCCUGCUCUCAGACACCUUCCAGAGGGUGUACGAUAACGCGUUAGCCAACGCUGUGAUGCAGCAGGCAGCCAUCAUCCUACAGGUGGAGGAGUCCAUGCCAAGGCUGCGUCGUUUCUAUGACAACCACUACAUCCACGAGCACUGUGCGCCCCUUGGGGAGUACUAUGACGAUGACGUCACCACCGACCGCUACCAGUACGCCGAGAUGAAGAAGAUUACUUCACAAAUAAAGGACACUCUGGAUGAGUUUCUGGAGAUCCAGAGAGAAGCUGACCUUAAAGAUCCCCACGACGACAAUGAUGAUGACAUGGGUUCAGGGCAGAGGCGGCCGUCUUCGGCUGAGAAAGGGGGCAGCCUGAAGAGUCUCCAUGUGAUCCAGCGGCAGCAGAGCCUGGAGAUGAGUGCCCUCCGCGCAGACGUCAGGGAGCUACAGGCACUCCUGCACCAGCUCAUACGCUCCCAGACAGCCUAUAGGGACCCUGGAAGAAGGCUAUAUUCAAGUCACAGUGAAGAAGCAGAGGUGGACGUUGAGAACAGACGGGAAGAAUCUCAGACAGGACUGCAGCGGACGCCACAAGGUGCAACGAGUGGUGCUGACAGCAGUCCUGGACCUGUGUAUAAGGAGCAGGCCCUCUAAAACAUCUAUUUCUCUCUCUCUGACACACACACACACACACACACACACACACACACACACACACACACACACACACACACACACACACACACACACACACACACACACACACAAUAAGCUGUGUAAAUUAUGCUGUGUUUUGUUCAGUGCAAUGUUUUAUCUGUGUUAAACUCUGAAUGAUGUGUCACUGUUUACUUAAUAA